Chelonus insularis is the source of this 2202-nucleotide messenger RNA. Its product is annotated as facilitated trehalose transporter Tret1-like. Bases 309 to 1694 code for a protein of 461 amino acids. Gene Ontology annotation, molecular function: transmembrane transporter activity. Gene Ontology annotation, biological process: transmembrane transport. The record is from RefSeq and is a predicted model, not a curated record. Gene Ontology annotation, cellular component: membrane. NCBI's taxonomy places the organism in Eukaryota, Metazoa, Arthropoda, Insecta, Hymenoptera, Braconidae. The transcript has 2 exons.
AAUUAAAGCAAAUAACUAUUCCUAAAUCUAUCAGAUAGACAUACGUUGAUGAUGGAAAAAUUCUCAAUGCUACUUAUAUGCUUUAUCUUAUCAAAAUGACUAUUCUUGAUAUUUUGUUCAGUACUAACUAUUCCUUUCUACAAAACUGAAGGUUUGCUGCGAAACGCUCUAACCGGAUUAUAAGCUUAACGUAACUGUUUCAGACGUCAAUUACUUACAUUUUCUUGCAACAAUCAUUCUUGUCGUUUAUUUAAGGCACAUAAGCUAUUCAUUGACAUUUAGUUAUUGAUUUCGAAUUAUUUAGUAUAAUGUUGUUCAGACUACCAAUUGCUCUGAGAAAAUGGUACACUUGGCCACAAUGGUUAGCGUCCUUUGAUGUUUUCCUUAUAUCAUUUAUGGUUGGCUUUCAAAAUGGAUGGGCAUCACCAAUUUUGGCAAAAUUACGGAGUGCUAAUUCAACGUUACCUAUAACAGAUUCUGAAGCAUCAUGGAUAGCAUCACUUUUAAAUGCAGGACGUGCUUUUGGUUCAAUAGGAGGAUUAUUCUGUGCUGAAUAUUUCGGUAGUAAAACCUCUCUUGUUCAAAAUGCAUUCAUCCAUGGUAUAGGCAUGGCUUGUCUUCUUUACGUAACUUCAGUAAAUUGGCUCUACGCAUCGCGAUUCAUCGUGGGAUUUGGAUCAGGCAUGUGGCAGACUAUUUUUCCUAUUUACGUUGGAGAAAUAUCCAAUCCAAAGAUCCGGGGUGCUCUAGUUAGUUUUAUCACUCUUGGCAUGCCAAUUGGCUACAUGAUAGGCAAUAUUGUUGGAGCUCAUACAACCAUGUGGGCCUCUGGGUGCUUUGGUAUAGCAAUAAUUGCCAUGUUUUUACUACUCUUCUUUUGGUUCCCGCAUUCACCUUAUCAUCUUGCGAUGCAUGAUCAAAUUGAUAAAGCUCUUGCUUCAAUAACAUGGUAUCAACGAGAUGCAGAUGCUGUUAUUGAAUUGGUAUCAAUUAAGGAGUAUGUUGAAGAAAAAAGAUGGCUUAAAUUAACAGAUUAUUUCAAUGAAAUGUUACGUGAUGUUAAUAGAAUAGCACUCUUUAAAGUUACCAUGAUUCAUUUAUUAUUACAAUUUGCUGGAUUUUGCACUCUUGGCUACUACAUGGAAAUAAUUCUUACCACCGCACAAAUUAACUUUAUGAAUCCUGCAGAUGUAGUUUCAGCUAUAGCAGGAGGUGGUCUUAUAGGUGGACUUAUAUCGAUAUACACUUGUGAUAAAUGCGGUCGUAAAGUAUCCAUGGGAGGUGGAGCACUCGGUUUUGCAUUUGGAUUGAUUGGAGUAGGAAUUUAUUUUCACUUAAUUUAUUUAGGUAUUCCAGUUGCUGAAACAUUCCAGUGGGUACCAGUUUUAAUGAUUAUUAUUUUAGAAUUUGCUAUUAAUAUUGGAAUAGAUCCAGUAGUUGGUACCAUUUUUAGUGAAAUGUUCGCGCCAAGUAUUAAAAUUACUGCUAGUAGUUUAAUUAAUUUUUUCUCUAGUGUUUUUGCUUUCAUUUCUACGCAGUGGUAUCAAUCAUUAGUUGAUGCCGUUGAAAUUCAUUAUGCAUUUUAUUUUUUUAGUACUAGUGCAGCUUUAUUAGCAGUAUUUUCAUUUUUAUUUUUGCCAGAAACUAAAGGUAAAUCUUUGCAAGAAAUUCAAAAAAUGCUUAGGAAUAAAUAAAAAAAUUUUAAUACUAGGUCGCGAUAUAUUAUUUUAUACGAUCAAAAUAAUUUUUAUGACACAUAACUAUUCACAGACAACUUCAAAUUAUAAAACGACUCAUGAUUGCUUAUCACAUGUUUGUCAAGUCAUAAAUAUCCACACAGUGAUACUAAGUUGAAUUGAAAUUGUUAAUGCUUGUAUAUUAUGUUUAAAAUCAAAGACAAAAAUAUUGAGGUAAGGUUAUUUGUUAAUUGUCUGUUGAAUUGAUUGUUGAAAAUUUACCAAAUGAGAAAUUUUGUAAAAUUACUUCACUCAGAAAUACAAAUAGUUCUUGUUUUAAAGUGGAUUUUAAAAAGAACUUAUUUAUAAAUAACUCAUUAAAAAUUAAUAAUUGUUUAAAACUAAAAAGUACAUCAUUUCACUGUUUUUAAGUAAUUUAACUUUUUUUCUCUAGCAUGGUUAUAAUUAAACAAUUUAGCGAAUUUAAUAAAACUAUAAUGUCAACGUAUUAUUUACGUUUUAGUAU